AUGGCCAACGCCCGCAUGGACCCCGAGCUACUCGCCCACCUGGGCGCCAACCCCCAACUCCUCAACGUCCCGCCAAAGCCUGACAAAGAGACAGCCGAGCAGUCCCGGGCUCGCUUCGGUGGCAUUCUCAGCAAUUUCAUCAACCAGCAGAGCCCCGUCUCCCCCCUCAUCGUCGAGAAGCGGCACACCAUCCCGUCCUUUGACGGCGCCGCCAUCACCGUUCACGAAUUCACGCGGGCCAAGGACGCGCAAGAGCAGCACUCGAUCGAGCGAGACCCCCAGCCCGCCUUCCUCUUCUUCCACGGCGGCGGCAUGAUCAGCUGCCCCGUCGACACCGUAUACCGCCCUCGUAUCGCCCACUUUGCGCUCGAGAUGGGCGUCCGCGCCUUUGCCGUCGAGUACCGCCUCGCACCAGAACAACCCUUUCCCACACAGCCCGAGGACUGCUACGCCGCGACCCAGUGGCUCUCACACAAUGCGGCCUCGCUCCGCAUCGACCCCGCGCGCAUCGGCGUCGCCGGCGACAGCGCAGGCGGCAACCUCGCUACCGUCGUCUCGCUCAUGGCCAGGAGCAAACAGCUCCGUCCGCCGCUCGCGAAGCAGAUGCUCAUCUACCCCAUGCUCGACGACCGGGCGCGCGAGAGGUUUUCCGAACUAAAGAGUGCCCGCGACCAGUCACAGAUCAGCUUCCGCGACGACUUUGACCAGUUCUGGAACCACUACCUCGGCCAUGGGCGACGCGGCGCGGAGGAUAUCUGCCCGUACGCGGCGCCCGGCCGCGCCGAGAGUUUGAGGGGUUUGCCCAGUGCGUACGUCGAGGUGGGCGCGCUGGAUCCGUUUCGGGACGAGACGAGGGAGUAUGCGACGCGGUUGGCGCGGAGUGAUGUCGAGGUUGAAUUGCAUGUGUAUGCGGGUGUGUCGCACGGCUUUGAUAUGGCCGGGCCCAAGAUUGGCAUUACGAGGAACGCGGAGGAGAACAGGCGGAGGGCUGUGCAGUCGAUAUGA
Molecule: messenger RNA, 1005 nt
Organism: Emericellopsis cladophorae
Lineage: Eukaryota; Fungi; Ascomycota; Sordariomycetes; Hypocreales; Bionectriaceae
Exons: 1
Coding region: 1-1005 (334 amino acids)
Molecular function (GO): hydrolase activity
Source: RefSeq, a predicted model, not a curated record